AUGAGUAACGUUAGUCUUUUUAUAUUUUUGGUGACUGUAAUAGUCACAGGACUGGCGAGCUCUGAAUGUCCCGUUGACAGGGAUAUUGACCUACACGAUGAAGCAAGACUACAUAGAGAUUUGACUUGCCCAUAUAAUGGCGACUAUCGACCUGUGAAGGAUCACAAGAACACUGUUGUUGUUAAAAUACGACUAGCACUGAAAUAUAUGACAUUCGAUUCUACAGAAGAAAAAAUUACUAUACAUAGUUGGGUUGCUCUGAAUUGGCAGGAUGAAUUUUUAAAGUGGAAUCCUAGCGAUUAUGGUAAUAUUAAUGAAAUUCAAUUGGAGAGCCACGAGGUUUGGUCGCCGCGUUUAGCGCUAUUCAAUGCGGACGCCAAUUCGUACCCUUCUGAUAGGAUUUAUACGACUUGCCUUUUGACUAAUAAUGGCUUAAUGACUUGUGUUCCUCAGCUAGCUCAUACAGGAAUAUGUCGCACAAGUCUCAGCCGCUGGCCUUAUGAUGAACAAAACUGUACAUUAUACUUCGGUUCAUGGAUGCAUACAGGAGAGCAGGUGAACUUUACCUUUUAUAAUAGUAGACCCGUAGUGCUUGAUGAUUUCCAGAAUGCUCCAGGUUGGAAAUUAUUGAAAGUCGUCAACGAGCGCUUGCCGGGAAAGUAUACUUGCUGUCCAAAUAGUACAUAUCCUAUGUUGAAAUAUACAUUUAUUUUGCGGAGGGAGGCCGCGGGACCAGCUGCUAUAGUAGUUAUCCCUUCCAUUGUUUUAGUGUUGAUUACGCUCUCCUCACUGCUUUUGGACGUUAAAGACAAUAUUCGUUUAAUGCUGGUAUGUUUUAGUUUAUUCGGGCACUUCACAUUUAUUACAGAAAUAGGUUAUAUUGUGCCCAAGUUGAGUUCUGACACGCCGAUAAUUUUGUUGUUUGUGCGUGAUUCUAUGAUCGUGACAUUAGUGGGGAUUUUGGAGACGUUAUUGCUUAUGUCAUUAAGAAAAAGAGUAGUCCCCGCGCCAACAUGGAUUGUAUCUGUCAAUCGGCUGGUGACCAGUGGCCCGGGAAAGUACGUUGUGUUUACAGAGUUUGAUCCGUGUGAAGGUUUAGAAGGAAAAACGAUCACAGACGAAGGAACAGCCAAUACAAGUGAAGAUCGAACUCGAAUUAAUAUGGACUGGAUAAACUUCGCCAACUUCGUAAAUAGUUGUGUAUUUAUAAUAUCUUUUGUUGUUUAUUUGAUUCUGGUGUGCACUUAUAUUCCUAGAGAUGAUUAA
Molecule: messenger RNA, 1266 nt
Organism: Danaus chrysippus (African queen)
Lineage: Eukaryota; Metazoa; Arthropoda; Insecta; Lepidoptera; Nymphalidae
Source: the annotation of a GenBank genome assembly